CAAUGUCUAUGUCUUAUGAUUCAAAUUCAUGGUUGGAAGACGAUUAUGAACCGGUUAAGGUUGCCAAUGGACAAGAUAUAAAACCAGACACAAUAAUUGGUGGUAAUUUUAAAACUUUAGAAAAAUUAGGAUCAGGUUCAUUUGGUCAAAUUUUUCUUGGUCAAAACAUUGAUGGCCGUUCACCAAAAGUGGCGAUAAAAUUCGAGCCAAGCAAAGAUCGAGGAGCACAAUUGUCAAAUGAAUUGAAGAUAUAUAAACUUCUACAUGGCAAAGAUGAUCAAGUUAUAGGCUUUCCAAAAGUGUUUUGGUUUGGUCAAUGGUUUAGAUACAAUGUACUAGUUAUCGAACUUUUAGGAAAAAAUCUGGAUGAAGUAUUUCAAUCAUGCGGACAGAAUUUCACAAUCAAAACAAUUUUAUAUCUGGUUUUACAAUUAUUAAAUCGGUUUGAAUUUAUUCAUAGCAAAAAUAUUGCAUACAGAGAUGUAAAACCGGAAAAUUUCCUUCUAGGUUAUCCAGGAUUAGCCAAUCGUAAUAUUGUACAUGUUGUAGAUUUUGGUUUAUCUAAAGAAUUCAUCGAUCCCAAUACUGGUCAGCAUAUUCCAUUUCGGGAGGGAAAAAAUUUGACUGGUACGGCUCGAUAUAUGAGCAUCAAUGCACAUUUUGGUAUUGAACAAUCAAGACGUGAUGAUCUUGAAUCUUUGGGUCAUUUGUUCAUGUAUUUUCUGCGUAAAGGUAAAUUACCAUGGUCUGGUUUGAAAGCAUCCACUUUGAAAGAACGUUAUCGUAAAAUUGGCCAUAUAAAACAGACGACACCUCCGGAAAAUCUAUCCGAAGGUUAUCCACGAGAGUUUGCCAAUUUUUUGACAUAUACAAGAUCUUUACGAUUUGACCAACAACCCGAUUAUGAUGAAUGGAAAAAGAAUUUUGGGAAUCUAUUCCGGAAAUACAAUGAUGGUGUGAAAUAUGAAUGGGAAGGGAAAAUUGUUUAACUAUGAAAAAUGAUCAUCAAACAAAAAUAAAAUUAUUUAGAAAAUAAAUACAAAAAAUUAAAUGUGUUCAUGUUGAAUGAGUUAAGGCUUUUUGAAUU
Dermatophagoides farinae (American house dust mite) is the source of this 1087-nucleotide messenger RNA. Its product is annotated as casein kinase I. Gene Ontology annotation, molecular function: ATP binding; protein kinase activity. NCBI's taxonomy places the organism in Eukaryota, Metazoa, Arthropoda, Arachnida, Sarcoptiformes, Pyroglyphidae. The record is from RefSeq and is a predicted model, not a curated record. Gene Ontology annotation, biological process: protein phosphorylation.